This is a messenger RNA of Cladocopium goreaui, 973 nucleotides long. Lineage: Eukaryota; Dinophyceae; Suessiales; Symbiodiniaceae. The record is from the annotation of a GenBank genome assembly.
AUGCUGAUCAGUGGCAAUCCUCAAAGUGAAUGCUACUUGACUGCCAAGAAGUUGCUGCGCGAAAAGUUCAACUUCAAGCACUGGACUCACACCAACGAGCGUGAGAAGUUAGACUUCUGCGGAUGCUCACUGGUGAAAACACCCUACGGUUACCAACUUGGACAGCCUGAAUACUUCAGCAAGAUCAAGCCCAUCACCAUUGACCCCAAGCGUCGUGACACUGCAAUGGCCUCCCAGAACGAGAUCAGCGCCUUGCGUGCAGUGCUAGGAGCUCUCCAACGGCCAAGUACACAGACGUCACCGCAACUUGGUGCUACAGUGUCUCUCCUUAGUGGUCAAAUCACAGCUGCAACAACUGAAGACUUGCGUGAUGCAAACAAAGCUCUGAAGUUUGCCAAGAUGAACAAUGAUAAGCUCAUUGAAUGCAGAGUCGCAUGUGCUGCUGCGAUGGAUAGUUUGGAAUACACCCGCGCUUUGAUUCAAAGCUGCCUGAAUGCUGACUAUACCUUGCAAUUUCCAGGUGAUUGGGUGAUGAACAAACCUGCCCUGGUUGUGGAUGCCAAAGCCUUGUACAAUUCAAUUCGUGCUAAAGUAGGUGGUUUAGCCGACGUGGUCAUUUCGCAGAUCAUGCCUGUCACAGCGACCUCCAUGAAUGAUGUUUCAGAAGUUUUCGAGCUGCUGCAAUUUUUGAUGACGAUGCUGAUUUCCUUUUUCAGUGGAUGUUUUUGCAUGUGGAUGUUCAUGGACUACCCCAACGUCCUCAACCGUGCUGAGCUGGUGCGUCGAAUGCCAAAACGACACGACCAAGAUUCUCUGGAUCAGGCCCAGGCGGGCAACAACAACAUAAAUGAGUGGUACCACCACGAGCUGGAGUUCCACUCCGAGGUCUACACUAUUCGACAAGCCACCAGGUGCUCAUCUUGCGUGGAUCGCAGAAUCGGUGAAAACUUUGAGCUGGAUCAAUACCAACAAG